AUGCAGGGUCAUGAGGCAUCGGGCCCCGGUGCGCUCGCAGGCCUCCCAUCCACUCUCAGCACAGUGAUAGGCUCCCCGACGACGUCACCGCUCGAUCUCGUCGCCUCAACCCUCUCAACCGCCAUACAAUCCCCAACCGGCCUAUCUCACCAACAAAUCCAGCAGAACAUCCAGCAUGUCCUCUCAACUAUUUCGUCCGACUACGAAAAUGGCCGCGCAGUUGCCGCCGGUGGCAACUCCCCCGGCUCCACCGGCAAAGGCAUCCUGAUUGGGAUCCUAUCUGCCUUCGGCUCGGCGGCUAUCGCAUUCCUCGUUCUUGCGAUCUUCUUUUUCUUCAAAUAUACCCGUCGCGGGCGGAUCAUGCUCGAUCGCAUUGGUCGGCCCGGUGAAUUCGACGAUGAGCAGGCCUUCGCCCGGGAGGAGGAAACGGCCCUCGAGGGCAUGGAUGAUUUGUCGCGGUCGGAAUAUCUACGAGCCAAAGCCUUCGUUCAAGUCAAUCCUCCCGAAUCUAUGCAGACCGAUAUCUCUCUCUCCCAAUUCCUCGCGAUUCAAGAAAAGGGCGUCUCGGCGUGGGAAUUCCAGCCUGAAUUGGAAAUCGCAAAUUGUUUCGUUGAAGGGCGUACGGAGAUUGAAUUCUUCGAUUCCGAGUGCAGUGUGCAGACCAAUCUUCCCAUUCCCAAGCAGAAUGAGGUCUACUAUUGGGAAGCCAAGAUUUACGAUAAACCCGACUCAACCAUGAUCGGAGUCGGUCUUACAACAAAACCAUAUCCUCUUUUCCGAUUACCCGGUUUCCACAAAACUUCUGUUGCCUACGAAUCCACCGGCCACCGCAGACACAACCAGCCAUUCUCACCGACACCGUAUGGGCCUCCACUUCUUCAAGGCGACGUUAUCGGUGUCGGCUACCGACCUAGAUCUGGUACUAUCUUCUUUACCCGCAACGGAAAAAGGCUCGAGGAUAUCGCCCAUAAUUACCGGGCCCAAAAUCUAUUCCCUACGAUCGGGGCCAAUGGCCCCUGCAGUAUUCAUGUCAAUUUUGGCCAAAUGGGCUUCGUAUUCAUCGAAGCAAAUGUUAAGAAAUGGGGCUUGGCCCCCAUGACUGGCAGCCUCGCCCCGCCCCCACCCUAUGGCAGUGAACAAGGCAGCAUUUUGCUGGAGUCGGGCCGGGAGAGCGCCGCCACGAUUUCGCAGCGGGUUUAUCAAACCCACACCGCCAGAAGUUCCAGCAUUGGCCUCCCCCAAGCCGUCAGCCCUGGCCCUGUCCGUUCUCCAACCGACAUCUCACUCGCUCAAUUGGCUCAUAUUUCUUCCAACGAAGAUGCCGGGGAGGGAUCCAGCCGUUUAGACGACAGCGAGAGCAACAACCCUGCUCCUGUGGGAGAACCAGAUGAAAAUGGCGUCUUGCCUCCGGAAUACUCGAGCCCGGGGAGUAGCCGCAGGGGCAGUGAUGCCAGCUUGGAAUUCCCUGCCCAAAACUCUGAAGACUUGCGUUCUCCGCGAGAGAACGAUCAUCAAGAAUUCCAAAAUCUGCCAAGCUACCAAGCAGCGGUAGAUCGGGAAGAGGAUGACCUGGACUAG
This is a messenger RNA of Penicillium waksmanii, 1578 nucleotides long. RefSeq names its product SSH4 family protein. NCBI's taxonomy places the organism in Eukaryota, Fungi, Ascomycota, Eurotiomycetes, Eurotiales, Aspergillaceae. Gene Ontology annotation, molecular function: protein binding. The coding region runs from base 1 to 1578 and encodes 525 amino acids. The transcript is spliced from 3 exons. The record is from RefSeq and is a predicted model, not a curated record.